Anopheles maculipalpis is the source of this 1473-nucleotide messenger RNA. RefSeq names its product prolactin regulatory element-binding protein. Gene Ontology annotation, molecular function: GTPase activator activity; protein binding; guanyl-nucleotide exchange factor activity. Gene Ontology annotation, cellular component: endoplasmic reticulum membrane. NCBI's taxonomy places the organism in Eukaryota, Metazoa, Arthropoda, Insecta, Diptera, Culicidae. Gene Ontology annotation, biological process: protein secretion. The transcript has 3 exons. The record is from RefSeq and is a predicted model, not a curated record. Bases 133 to 1473 code for a protein of 446 amino acids.
ACAGUUACAAAUAAUACGUGGAAGUGAAAAUAACACUUUUCGCAUCUCGUUUUGUGUUUUGUUUAAUUCCUCCAAAUUCCAUGAAAACAUUCCCGUCGCUUGGCAAAUAGAAGUUAAGAGCAAGGUGCAAACAUGUCCGCGGCCCGAAAACCUACUGACGGUCUGCUGGCGCGCGUCAAUUUCCCACUGUACGCCAUCGAAAUGCUGACCAGCCGUCACGUUCUGGUAGCAGGUGGUGGUGGUGCUUCGAAAACAGGUGUUGCGAAUGGAUUUGAAAUCUACGAGAUCUACCACGAUGGGGAAAAGUACGUUGCGGAUGAGGUGAUACGCCACGAAACGGGCCCAUCGGUAGUGAUGAACUGUGCGGUGAAGAAUGACGAAAAACGUACCCUGCUGAUGGCUGGCCAGGAGAGCCACUGUCAGAUGUAUCUCGUAAACACGAUCAUCGAUGCGGGAGACUACAAUCCCACCACACCCAUCUCGAACAAAACGGACCAAGAAGGGGUGCGUAAGCGGAGAAGUAUUUCCCAACAACGCCCCUUACCUGUGAAUGCGCCAACGGCAACAACUACUACCGGUGGCGAUUCGAAAAAAACCGACGACGGAAAACCGGCACCAUCAGCACCUCGAAAACAGAUUCGGUUCGAAAUCAAAACAGCUGACUCGGUUCAGACCGACUUUACCGAAGCGGAACCACUGCAGCGAGUCGUCCGAAUCAGUGCUAACGGACGUCUGAUGGCAACGGGGGGUAUGGAUGGCCAUCUGCGGGUAUGGAACUUUCCAAAGAUGACACUCGCGUCGGAUAUUGCGGCGCACACCAAGGAGAUUGACGAUCUGGACUUUAGUCCGGACAGCAAGCACGUUGUAUCGAUCGCAAAGGACGGUCUCGGAGUCAUCUGGUCGAUCAAUCCGGACAAAGAGUCGAAAAAGCUAGUCUGGAAUCCGCCAGCGAAUUGUCGCUAUCUGUUGAAACGCUGUCGGUAUGGUUUGGUGGAGGGCGUGAAGGACAAAUUCCGGCUAUUCACGCUUGCCAACCCGUUUGCCAAAUCCGGUAAGGCGAAGGGAUUACUGCAGCAGUGGGAUCCCGAUGCGGGCCGCUUGACCGGAGUGGUCGAGAUCGAUGAGUCGUUGGCUGCCCUGGCGGUACGGGACGAUGGGCGAUUUGUGGCGAUCGGUACGAUGUUUAGCGGUUCAGUGUCCGUCUACAUUGCCUUCAGCCUGCAGCGUGUACUACACGUUCCAAAUGCACACGCAAUGUUUGUAACGGGCCUAGAGUUUCUCCCGGUAACGAACUUCGAUGGACCAGCCAUCACCGGUGACACGGAGGCGGCUGUGCUUUCGAUUUCGGUUGACAAUCGCAUCUGUGUUCACAGCUUACCAUAUAGGCAUUCCCUGCCAGCGUGGGUGGCUAUUAUCGCAAUCAUCUGUAUAUUGUUUUUAACAUUCUGCUUCUGUUCGUACGUUGGGCUGUAG